CUUCUGCGAGUGGGCGGUCCUGCGAGAGGCGGCAUCCAAUAGGAGCAGACGCUGGUCGUGUCGCCAUGGUGACGGGGCUGUGCCCAAGGAGGUUGUGAUGGGUUGGUUGACAGGUGCGUGACAAUCGGAGUUCUCUGCAAGCAUGUACGCCAAAGGCAAGAGCAGCAACGUGCCGUCCGACAGCCAAGCCAGAGAAAAGUUAGCAUUAUAUGUGUACGAGUACCUGCUGCAUGUAGGAGCCCAGAAGUCAGCACAGACUUUCCUCUCAGAGAUCCGAUGGGAGAAGAACAUCACGUUAGGAGAACCUCCAGGGUUUCUCCACUCUUGGUGGUGUGUUUUCUGGGACCUGUACUGUGCAGCCCCGGAGAGAAGAGACACGUGUGAGCACUCCAGCGAGGCCAAGGCCUUCCACGACUACAGUGCAGCAGCAGCCCCCAGCCCCAUCCUCGGGAACCUCACCCCAGGUGAUGGCAUGCCCGUGGGUCCGGUCCCACCAGGAUUUUUCCAGCCUUUUAUGUCCCCUCGAUACCCGGGAGGACCCAGACCGCCCCUCAGGUUACCCAAUCAGGGCCUUGGUGGCGUGCCAGGAAGUCAGCCUAUGUUGGACCCCACGAGACAGCAAGGACAUCCAAAUAUGGGUGGACCAAUGCAGCGGAUGACGCCACCAAGGGGAAUGGUGCCGCUCGGGCCCCAGAGCUAUGGAGGAGGGAUGAGGCCGCCACUGAAUGCAUUAGUUGGGCCGGGCAUGCCGAGCAUCAACAUGGGUCCAGGAGGUGGAAGACCCUGGCCAAAUCCUCCCAAUUCAAAUUCUACUCCUUAUUCGUCUGCAUCUCCAGGCAGUUAUGUGGGACCUCCAGGAGGAGGGGGACCGCCCGGGACCCCAAUCAUGCCAAGUCCAGCAGAUUCAACCAAUUCUGGAGACAACAUGUAUACCAUGAUCAACACAGGCCCCCCGGGUAGCAGUCGACCAAAUUUCCCAAUGGGUUCAGGAGGUGACGGUCCAUUGGGGGGGAUGGCUGGAAUGGAGCCUCAUCACAUGAAUGGAUCAUUAGGCUCUGGCGACAUGGACAGUCUCCCAAAGAACUCUCCAGGGAAUCUGAGUAUGAGUAACCAGCCGGGAACUCCCAGAGAGGAUGGAGAGAUGACUGGAAACUUCCUCAACCCUUUUCAGAGUGAAAGUUAUUCUCCAAACAUGACCAUGAGCGUGUGAAGACAAGGCCGGCAGUUGACUGCUGCCAACCUUCGAUAAAAAGGAUCACACCUGAUGUCACGUUGAGCCAUGACUCCGCCUCCUCCUCCUCCUCGCCCUUGACCUUCCCGAUCGGGACAGCGACCCGGGACGUUGUCCUAACGCCACCCCACCAUCCACCGAUGUUCGUCUCAUCUAACUUGUCCCGUUCCAAAUCACCACUCGGCCACACAUCAAUCCUUCUUCUGCAACUUUGCGACUGUAAAAAGGAACAAUUCAAACACGGGGAGGAAAACCCGAGUGUGUUUGAGCGGGGACCUUUCAUGCCGCAAAAGACAAGACGUAUUUAUUUUAAACAUUAAAGACAAUCUCGAUGGUUAGCUAUACUGUAACCGGUUGUCACCAUUGUUUUUUUUUGUUUGUUUUUUUUACUUUCCAAACAAAUUCUUUACAGAGGGGACACAUUACAGUUGCAUUACCUUAAAAAUGUAUUUGAUUUACCGCAGAUUUGUAGGUUGCUGGCCUUUUCUACAUUUCCUUGUCCUCCACUCACACUAUGUAGGAAGAAACAUGGUAUCUAAUAAAUGUGUUUCUCUCAAUUCUAAUUCUAAAAAGAAGCCAAUUUUCUAAGAUAGACUAAAUCAAAUAAUGACUUCUUUUUGUCUAUUGUGGCCCAUGUAAUGUGUUUUCUGAACUUUGAUGCCAAAUAAUCCACAAUAUUGCUCCAUGACUGCAAUCCAAGUUAUUUACCUUUUUUUUUUUACAGUCGACAUUUACAGUAAGACUACGCAAGAAGAUUCAUCUUCAAAAAAUCCAACUCGUCAUCCGAUCAAACUGUGACAUCAGUGUGGACAAACAGAGUAGUUGGUACAGAAAGUGAGAUGGUUUAUAAUUCUCUUUUUUUUUUUUAUGUUUAAUUUAUGGUGUACAAAAGGUCCACGUGCCUGUGAACAUCCGCAUUCCUAAAUGUACAGCCCACAAAUGUAGCUCACAAAAUGUCUUGUAUGUGUAUUUGAUAUUAUGAUUCAUAUUAUUUAAGGAAACUUCUUAUUGUUAUUGGGAGGAAUGGACUAAUGAUGACAACGCAAUGCGAAACAUUUAACAGGAGAUGGACUUUAUUUGUGAUUCUUUUGUAAGUAUGAAGCCAUAGGUGCGGGUACAAGAUGCAUUUGUAAACUGGACCAUGUUUGGUGGCCGUACGUUGAACUCCAUUUGUGAUGUGAUCACUUCUUUUUUUAUUCUUGUAUUCCGUUUUUGUAAAUAUACAGAGAAGUAUUUCAUGGUUUUGAAUAUGCUAUUAUAAAGCUUCUCUUCCCUCA
Molecule: messenger RNA, 2508 nt
Organism: Syngnathus typhle (broad-nosed pipefish)
Lineage: Eukaryota; Metazoa; Chordata; Actinopteri; Syngnathiformes; Syngnathidae
Gene: ssbp2a
Product: single stranded DNA binding protein 2a
Exons: 17
Coding region: 143-1210 (355 amino acids)
Biological process (GO): positive regulation of transcription by RNA polymerase II
Cellular component (GO): nucleus
Molecular function (GO): single-stranded DNA binding; protein binding
Source: RefSeq, a predicted model, not a curated record